CUUUCUUUCUUUUUAUUAAAAAAUCAUGUUUCAAUAUUUAUCUAUUAUUGUUCUUUGUAUUAGUGGUUUAAUUCAAGCUAAUCCACAACAAGUAGCUUUUUCCUCUCUAGACAAAGUUCCUCAACAUGGUCGAUUUUUACAUUUGACUGAUAUCCAUAUGGAUGAUCAUUAUCAUGUUGGUGCAACCAUCACAUCAUUCUGUCAUCGUGAUCCAAAGAAACAUAGCAAGAAAAAAGCACGCAAGGGAAAAUUGGCUGGUUAUUGGGGCGCACCUGCUACUGAUUGUGACUCUGCUCCUCACAUGGUUUAUCAUAGUAUUGAUUGGAUUGCUCAAGAAUGGAAAGAUAAAAUUGAUUUUGUUAUUUGGACGGGAGAUAAUGCAAGACAUGAUACUGAACCUGGUAAGAUUCGACGAUCGGGUGAAGAAAUCCUUCACUACAAUAUCCGCAUUACCGAAGCAUUACAACGAGCAUUUCAACGUCAAAAUUAUACCAUCCCGAUUGUACCAUGUCUUGGCAACAAUGAUGUUCAUCCCCACAACAAAUUAUCUGGACCAACAAACGACGAUCCACAGGAAAAUAAACAAUUGAUCAUCUAUAGUCAUAUCUGGCGAGAUUUGAUUCCAUCCGAUCAAAUCAGUACGUUUCGACAUGGAGGUUACUUUAGUGUAUCAGUGGCACCCGGCAUCCGUGUAUUAUCCUUGAACACACUUUACUUUUUUGAUUCCAACGAUGUAGUAGGUGGAUGUGAUGUUGAUGGACCUGGAAGGGAUCAUAUUCAAUGGAUGGAACAACAAUUAAACGAUGCACGACAACAAGGUGAGAAGAUCUACAUCAUGGGUCAUGUCCCACCCACUACCAAAUCCUUUAAACAUGAUUGUCUUGAAGCAUAUACCCGUGUUUCUUUGAAUUAUCAAGAUAUCAUUCAAGCUCAUUUUUAUGGUCAUGCCAAUAUGGAUCAUUUCCAACUUCUUCAUUCAUCCAAUAAUGAUGAUGAUGGUGAUGAUGAUAUUGUGAUUCGUGGUAAUAACAUGGCAAGAAAACUUCGAAAACAAUACAAACGUAGUCUGAAAAAAUACAACCCUGAAGAUUUGGUCGUGAUUCAUGUGGCGCCUCCUUUGUUACCGGUCUACAAUCCGACAUUCCGUGUCAAUGAAUACAACGCCGAUCAUCAAUCACCUACCUUUGGCAUGUGGACAAAAUACACUCAAUGGUACUCAGAUCUCGCUUAUUGGAAUCAUCAAUACAAUUUGGAUAAUACCACUCGUCCUUCCUUUGAAAUCGAAUACGCUACUGAUGAUGAUUAUGAUAUGCAAGACUUGUCUCCCCAAAGCUGGUUACAUUUCGCUUCUCUGUUGGUCAAGAAGUCUCCCGCCGCUCAAUCCUUAUGGUCCAGUUAUCUACAAAAUAUGGUGGUACAGACAUGAUGGUUUUUAGAAUAUAGACUUUUAUAUGUGUAGAUACAUUUUUUUUUUUUUGAAAGAAAAUAAUAAUAAUAAAAAGACGCUUUGAUUUUUUUUUAUUGAAU
This is a messenger RNA of Halteromyces radiatus, 1527 nucleotides long. RefSeq names its product Metallo-dependent phosphatase-like protein. Bases 26 to 1426 code for a protein of 466 amino acids. Gene Ontology annotation, molecular function: exopolyphosphatase activity; endopolyphosphatase activity. Gene Ontology annotation, biological process: polyphosphate catabolic process. Gene Ontology annotation, cellular component: fungal-type vacuole. The record is from RefSeq and is a predicted model, not a curated record. NCBI's taxonomy places the organism in Eukaryota, Fungi, Mucoromycota, Mucoromycetes, Mucorales, Cunninghamellaceae. The transcript has 3 exons.